AUGGUGGCCGUGCACCCGACCGGCGACCCGCGCAUCUGUGGCGCUCGUGGUGGCCAGGCCCGCAGCCGCGGCCACGAACUCGCGGCCGGUGACCCCGCGCACCUCCUCUCGCCCCUAUGGCUGGCUGGCCCUGCACGGCUCCUGCUUCUCCCACACCCGCUGCCGGUAGCCCCGCGCAAGCGGCCGCGCGCCAUGGCCAGGCGAGUCCGCGCGAAUGGGCCCGCGCCUCGCUGCGGCCUCACGCCGGCGGCCAGUGGGCAGUUCGGCGGCGGAUGGACCCCCACGAAGAAGCCGUGA
Miscanthus lutarioriparius is the source of this 297-nucleotide messenger RNA. The record is from the annotation of a GenBank genome assembly. Lineage: Eukaryota; Viridiplantae; Streptophyta; Magnoliopsida; Poales; Poaceae.